AUGCCGCCGGACCGGGGCGGACCCGGCGCGUCGUCGUCGUCGGCGGCGGCGUCGGGGCGUCCUCCUCCGCCGCCGUCUCGAGGUCUCAACAUCGCGACGACGACGAUUUCGCCCCCGGCGUCUCGAGAUUCGUUCGACGCGUGGGCGGCGUCCGCGAGGACGCUCGACGCGGCGCGCGCGCGUCGCGACGCGCUGCGCGACCGCGCGGACGCGCGCGUCCUCGCGUCCUCCGCGACGUCCUCCGCGCGCAGGCUCGCGGAGGCGUCCGCGUCGUUCGCGCGCGCGAAUCGCGUCGCGCGCGAUCUCGCGCGAAUCGCGUCGAGGGAAUCGCGCGACGCGGACGACGCCGCGUCCGCGUUGGAGCGGCGGCGCCUUCGCCUGCGCGAGGCGUCGGACGCGCUGCGCGACGCGCGGCAGCGCGUUCGAGACGCGGACCACCUCCUGCGCGGCGCGUUCGGCCGCGGGAGGCUGCACGCGCAGCAGAGAGCGCUCACGCGCGAGCGAUGGGCCCGCGUCGGCGACGUCGCCGACGCGUUCGACGUAGACUUGCAUCAUUCGCCCGCCGCCGCGGAUGACGAUUACGCCGCGGCGACGGCGACGGCGAGAAUGAAUCCUCCGUCCAUAGCGGGCGUGCCGCUGGACCUCGCGCACGCGGACGACGACGCGCGCCCUGAGGGCGGCGGGAAGGGCGGCGAAGACGACGGCUCGACGUCGAAUUCGUCGUCCCCGUUUUCGCUGUUCGGCGGCGGCGGCGGCGGCGGCGGCGCGUCGUUCGCGUUCCCGCGCGACCCCGUCAAAGCGUCCGCGGCGUUAGGGCACGCCACGUCCGCGGUGCUACAGCUCGCGAGGAUAUUAGACGUCCCGCUGCGGUACCCGGUCGCGCCGGGGGCGUGCCAGUCGUACGUGAGCGAGCUUAGGCUCGUCGCGCGACCGCGAUUCGAGCCGUCGGCGGCGGAGGGAAAAGACGCAGCGAAAGACGCCCCCGCCCCCCCCGGCGACUCGACCCUAAACCCGUCCUCGGCAACGUCCGGACUCGGCGCGAACCCGAGCGUGUCUUGGCGGCGCGCGGAGUACCCGCUGUUCGUGGACGCGGACGACGCGUCGAGGAAGAAGUUCACGCGCGCGGUGGAGCUGUUGUGCGAGGACGUGAGACAGCUCUUACGCGCGCACGGUUUGCGCGCCGCGGGCGACGGGCGCGGGCGGCGUAAGUGUCCGAACCCGCUCGCGAACAUUCGGAGAGUGUACGACGCGAGGCGGCUGAGGUGCGAGAGCGCGCCGGCGGAGGCGGGCGCGGCGACGAUGGCGGUGACCGAGGGUUCGGGCGUGAAGGACGCGAGAGAGGGCGGCGCGGGCGCGGGGGCGGGGGCGGGGGCGGGGUCGGGGGGCGACGUUCAAAGCGGAAGCUCGCCGCCGACCGACGACGUCGACUUGGCGUGGGUAGAUUCUUGA
Messenger RNA from Micromonas pusilla CCMP1545, 1449 nucleotides. RefSeq lists its product as uncharacterized. NCBI's taxonomy places the organism in Eukaryota, Viridiplantae, Chlorophyta, Mamiellophyceae, Mamiellales, Mamiellaceae. Gene Ontology annotation, molecular function: SNARE binding. The record is from RefSeq and is a predicted model, not a curated record. Gene Ontology annotation, biological process: SNARE complex assembly. Gene Ontology annotation, cellular component: lytic vacuole; endosome. The transcript has a single exon. The coding region runs from base 1 to 1449 and encodes 482 amino acids.